CAUUUGUCAUUCCUCUUUCACACGUGCUGACAUUUCUUGUUCUUGUUUACGAUUUUUCCACCGAAAGAAAUGAUUUUUAUUAAAUUUUAAUUUUACUUUUAAAUUAACACACAAAAAAUAAAAACCCAAAAAUGUUUGUUUCGGAUGUAAACGAUGUAAAAGUCUACAAUCUAAGUGCUGGUAAAUCUGUACCAGAAUGGCUGACAGAUCGUCGAAAACGUUCCCAAUUGAUGAAAAAAGUCGACUCCCGGCGACAAAUCGAAUUAAUUCAAGACUUCGAUAUGCCCGGUGUGUCCACUUCCAUUCGCAUGAGUCCAGAUAAUCAAUAUAUUCUAGCCACGGGCACCUACAAGCCCCGUGUCAAAUGCUAUGAAGUCUCGAAUUUAUCUAUUAAAUUCGAACGUUGCUUUGACUCCGAAGUGACAACCUUCGAAGUGUUGAGCGAUGAUUACAGUAAAAUGGUCUUUUUACAAUGCGAUCGGUAUGUUGAGAUACAUGCUGCCCAUGGCAGACAUUACAGACUGCGAAUACCAAGAUUUGGCAGAGAUAUGAAAUAUCAUUCGCCAUCCUGUGAUUUAUUUAUUGUUGGAACAUCAAGUGAUAUAUUCAGGUUAAACCUGGAACGAGGUCAAUUUCUACAGCCAUUCGAGUCUGAAGCAAGUUGUUCGAAUGUCUGCGAAAUCAAUCCUGAACAUCAUCUCCUAAUGGUCGGCACAAAAGAGGGCACAGUCGAGGCCUGGGAUCCACGAGAUCGACGAAAAUGUGCAACUGUUGAUGUUGCCAUGAAGUUUCCUAAUUCGAAAAAGUUCCCAUCGGUUACAGCGAUGAAAUUUAAAAAUGGCCUUCAAAUGGCUGUUGGAACCACCACAGGGCAUGUUCUUAUCUAUGACAUACGCUCGCGGGAGCCACUCUUUGUGAAAGACCAUUUAAAUCAGCUUCCUAUUAAGCGAUUGGGCUUCAAUCCUAGCCAACAAUCUGUGUAUUCUUUGGAUUCUGCGAUGUUCAAAGUCUGGGAUGAGUCUAGUGGCAAGCAGACUGCCUACGUUGAAUCCACAUCAAAUUUCAAUGAUUUUUGCACAAUUCCCGAAACUGGAAUGUUCUUCUUUGCUCAAGAAGAUGUCAAAAUGAUGACUUAUUAUAUUCCUUCGAUGGGACCAGCUCCAAGAUGGUGUUCGUUCUUGGAUAAUCUUACAGAAGAGAUUGAAUCAGAGGUUGUGGAGAAUAUGUACGAUGAUUAUCAGUUCAUUACCCAAAAGGAACUCGAAGAACUUGGCAUGGAAGAGCUUAUUGGUACCAAACUUCUUAAGGCCUACAUGCAUGGGUACUUCAUCGAUGCCCGUCUAUACAACAAGUUCAAGGCAACAGUUGAACCCUUUGCAUUUGAUAAAUUCCGCAAGGAGAAAAUUCGCCAAGAGAUUGCUAGCGAACGACAAAGUCGUCUCCAAAUUAAGACUAACCUACCCAAAGUCAACCAGGAAUUGGCACUCAAAAUCAUCGAGGACGAAUCAAGUCAAGCACCGAAGAAAUCCCAAAAGAAACUGCCGAAUCUCCUGGAAGAUGACCGUUUCAAGGCAAUGUUCGAGAACACCGACUUUGCCAUCAACAAGAACACCGAAGAAUACAAAAUGUUGGCGCCAGUUCUCAAUCGAAUGGGUAAACUCAAGACCCAAGAAGCUAAGAAGAGAAUCGAAGUGGCCAGAGUGGCGGAACUUCAUGCCGAUGAGGCAGAACCCCACCAAGAAUCCGAUGAUGAUGAUGAUUUGUUCUUUAAUAAUAAGAGUGAUGACGAUGACAACGAUAAGGAUAAGAGUGAUGAGAGUUCAGAGGAUGACGAUCCCAGAGAGUUCUCAAGACAAAUGAAAAAGGCUUACAAGGAUGUCAAAAAGCAGAAAGCUCAACAAGACGAUGAGAUGAACGUAGAUGACGACGAAGAAGAACCUGCACCUGCACCAAGACAAAAUAAGACAACAAAAAUGAUUCCUAUGAAAAAUCCUACUACAACAAACUUUAAAUUAGAUUCCCUCAAAAAGAAGACAAACCGCAUGAGUCUUCUAGAUCGUGUUCGCAAGGAACAAGCAGCUAGUAAUAAUGUGGAAUUAGUUGGAAGUGGUUUGGGCAAUCGACAAAUGCAAUUCGAAACAAAGAAACCAUCGCGUGACGAAAAGAAGCGUGAAUUCGAAAUGAAGAAGCAUCGGGAGGAGCGUAAGAAAGUCAUUCGACCAAUUAAGUCACUUAAAUUGAAGAAAGUUAAUUUUAAGUAAAAAUUAAAUUGAGAACCAAACUAAAAUUAAAAUAAAAAAAUAUAUAUAUAAAACUUCUGUAGAUGUACCGUUAA
Episyrphus balteatus (marmalade hoverfly) is the source of this 2335-nucleotide messenger RNA. It is a transcript of the gene l(2)34Fd, whose product is annotated as nucleolar protein 10. Bases 132 to 2261 code for a protein of 709 amino acids. Gene Ontology annotation, biological process: maturation of SSU-rRNA from tricistronic rRNA transcript (SSU-rRNA, 5.8S rRNA, LSU-rRNA). The transcript has 7 exons. Gene Ontology annotation, cellular component: 90S preribosome; nucleolus; small-subunit processome. Gene Ontology annotation, molecular function: protein binding. NCBI's taxonomy places the organism in Eukaryota, Metazoa, Arthropoda, Insecta, Diptera, Syrphidae. The record is from RefSeq and is a predicted model, not a curated record.